CGAUUUGGUGCGCUCGGAGCCGCUCGCAGCGCGGGGGCGCAGCCAGCGGUGACGGCAGCGAGCGGGGCCGGGGCGAGGACGGACGGACGGACGGACGCACGGACGGACGGACGGAGCCGAUAAAUAGCGCGGCGCACAGGGCAGCCCCGAGCCCCGAGCAGCCCCGAGCAGCCCCGAGGCCGAGAUGGGUCCGGCCCCGCUGCUGCUGCUGCUGCUGCUGCUCGCCUGCGCCCCGGCCCGCGGCCAGCAGAGACGCAUCGAUCCCAGCCGGCCCCUCCAAAGCGCCGCCGCCCGCAGGGAGCCCGCCCUGAGCCGCGGAGCCGGGAAUGCCCUGGGAGCAGGAGGAGAAGUUGGGCCAGAAAUGCUGCAAGAAAUGAGGGAAACCAACCGGGUGCUGCUGGAAGUUCGGGAUUUGUUGAAGCAGCAGAUCAAGGAGAUCACGUUCCUGAAGAACACGGUCAUGGAGUGCGACGCCUGCGGUGGGUGCGGCUGUCCCGUGUCCCUGUGUCCCUCAAGGGGCUCCCAGGCGCCCGGGCCCAAAUUCCUCCUGGAUUCUCCCAGGUUUCCUCCUGUCCGAGCUGCCUUUUAUCUCCUCCUUAAACUGAAAAAGCGUGAGGGAGCUGAAAGCAGCAGCCACCAGGAGUGA
This is a messenger RNA of Motacilla alba alba, 646 nucleotides long. RefSeq names its product cartilage oligomeric matrix protein (gene COMP). The record is from RefSeq and is a predicted model, not a curated record. NCBI's taxonomy places the organism in Eukaryota, Metazoa, Chordata, Aves, Passeriformes, Motacillidae. The transcript is spliced from 5 exons. Bases 185 to 646 code for a protein of 153 amino acids.